Molecule: messenger RNA, 387 nt
Organism: Parnassius apollo (apollo)
Lineage: Eukaryota; Metazoa; Arthropoda; Insecta; Lepidoptera; Papilionidae
Source: the annotation of a GenBank genome assembly
AUGGGGUUCUCAACGCUCUUUGUAUUUGCUCUCCUCGGAUAUGUAUCAGCGGCACCGUGGCGAUGCUACCGUACCGCCUGUGGGGCCACCGUAUGCAUUGGAAAGCAAGGAGAGCCCUGCAUCUCUCCACCGUCGAUAUGCAUUCCGCGGCUAGUCCCACCUUGCGUCGGACCUGCCCUCGUGUACACACCACCACCACCGUGCCCCGAACCCUGCCCGCCGUGCCCCGAACCCUGCCCACCGUGCCCCGAUCCUUGUCCACCGUGCCCUGAACCUUGUCCACCGUGCCCUGAACCUUGUCCUCCGUGCCCUGAACCUUGUCCUCCGUGCUCUGAACCUUGUUUCGAACCAAGCCCACCGUGUUAUACUCCGUCGCCUUGUUAUUAA